CACAGACAGGAUUCAACAAAAAUUAUCAUCGGUUGUUGGGUAGGUAUUUUGCAACCCGGUAUGACGAUUAUCACAUGUCGUGGGAUGUCUAGUUCCGAUUGCGAGUGUCAUGGGCUUAGUGAUGUAUCGGCUUUGGAUGUGGUGUGUUGCGCUUGCGUUGGCGGCGCUAUGGUUUGCGCCAGCACAGGCUGUCGUCGGAGGCGCCCCAGCCUCACCUCCCGAACCUGACGCUGCGGUUGUCUUCACACAGCGGCACGGGUUCAGCGCACGUAUCGAAGGAAUUAAAGAUGAUAAACUUGGAUAUUAUAGCUUUUAUGGCAUCAGAUAUGCGGAACCACCAUUGGGUCCUCAAAGAUUCCAGCGGCCCAUUCGUCGGUUCCUCGCUGGAGAGAUGAUGGCCAACCGACACUGCUAUCCAUGCCCACAACCAGAUCCUUACCAGCGAAAUCGGAUCAUAGGCCAUGAAGAUUGCUUGUGUCUGAACGUGUAUGCUCCCAAAAUGCCUGCUACUGAAGAAGGAAGCCCAGUUGUCUUCUUCAUUCAUGGUGGUAACUACAGAACAGGAUCAACGGCAUCGUAUGGCGGUCAACAUCUAGCCCAGAAGGACACGAUAUUAGUGACAGCUCAAUAUCGACUGGGAUCAUUAGGAUAUCUGAGCACGGGACAGAGGGAUGCUGGAGGAAAUCUUGGGCUUUUUGACCUGCACACUGCCAUGGUCUGGAUCCAAGAUUACAUUCAAUUCUUCGGUGGCGAUCCAAAACGAGUGGUUGUUAUGGGCCAAGGUUCUGGUGGUAGUGCGGCUUCUCUCAUGGCAAUGUCGCCUGAAGGUCGCAGUGCUACAGGUGUGGCUGCCUUGUCUGGAGCCCCGUUGUCUCCAGGCACGGUGAGACCCGAUCCGGCCAAACACGCUGAAGCUGUAGCUGAACGCACAGGGUGCCCAAAGAAACCAGCUGAAAGUCUACUCAUAUGUUUGAGGCAGCUACCCGUUGAGAAACUUGUGCAGGCCGACGAGGAUAUAAAUAUGGAUAUGGUGGAUACUCAACGAUUUUUGGAAGAGAUCUCUGGACGUUCAGGUGCUGGUGCCAGAGUGGAAGGUGCGGAUGACCUCCGAGGUCUUCCACCAAUAGUAGCCGAGUCUCCAGCUGAGGCUCUCAACAAGAAACAGAAGCGUGUCCCACUGCUCACUGGCGUUACUUCAGCAGAGACCUCAAGAGCUGUAUUUGGAAAAUUCAAUAAGUUCUUAACGAACCAACUUGAAACUGUGAAAGACUUUUUGAAGAAGGACUUGAUCGGUGGUCUGCAAAACGUGGUUCAUGGUGUAGAGGGUCUGAUUCCUCUGGCUUCCAACGUGCAAACCGUGUUGCCUGUAACUGACUACUACGAGGGGUUGCUCAAACAGGCUACCAGUAUCGUUGAUAGACUCUCUGAAGUUGCUGAAGCCACAGGUGACGCGCUGUUUAACUUCCCCGCUUACCAAAGUGUUCAGAAGUGGAGCUCAGGGGGUCAUGCCUUCCUCUAUAGCUUCGAACAUGUUGGGAACCUCUCGAAAGGAUGGCAUUUCUUGCCUGGAGUGGCUCUUGCAGUUAAAAUAAAAAAACACAUUACAGAGAAAGAUGACAGUGAAAUGGUUAAGCCGAAAAAAGCGCAAGGUCCAUCUCAUGGUGAUGAACUAGCUUACAUAUUCGAGCCUUUGGGUCCUGACGGCAAGUCUAUGGGAGAUGAAGUAUCCAGCACCGAUGCUAGAGUGCGUGAUAACUUCGUGGGACUUAUCGCCAAAUUCGCUCACGGAUCUGAUAAAACUGAUGCCAAUAACAACACCCUGUUCGGUUUUGCUGCUAACUUAUUACCUAGAAGUAAAGACCAAUUUUUGAAAAUUGGCGAAUCUUUGACAAUUGAUAAAGAUUUCAGAUUCUGCCAAAUCGGUUUAUGGGGUAAUAUGGCAGACCGACUAACAGGGGCUCUCUGUAAGAAUUUACUUGGGGACUUGUUAAACCUGUCGCAGUUGCCCAUCGACUUGAAAAUACCGCAGCAAUUGGGUGGACAGAACAAUGGGCCCUUAGGUGGCCUCGGUCUUUUGGGCAACACGGGUACUAGGGCGCCUCAAAUACAGAAGCAACCACUGAGAACCACAAAGGCCCCCUUUAGACUACCAUUUGAUUUUUAGAUUCAACAAAUAAUGUCUUAAGCAUACUCCAUUAGUAACUUGAUUGUUAAACGUUCUUUGUUAUACUUACCUAUUCAAUUUGUGUAAAUAUUAACAUUUUGUACAAGUGUUCACGGUGUACUAGCCUAUAGCCAUCCUCGAUAAAUGCGCUAUCCAACACAAAAAGAAUUAUUCAAAUCAGACUUGUAGUUACGGAUA
Messenger RNA from Spodoptera litura, 2362 nucleotides. RefSeq names its product carboxylesterase clade H, member 1 (gene CCE-un1). The record is from RefSeq and is a predicted model, not a curated record. NCBI's taxonomy places the organism in Eukaryota, Metazoa, Arthropoda, Insecta, Lepidoptera, Noctuidae.